CCUGGUUUCUGCACAUGAAACUUGUUGGCAGCCCAGUUACCGUACAACUAGGUUAUGCCUGGGACGUGGCCGUCCAUGGGCCUCAUCCUACCACGACCAUACAUAUUCGUACCUGCGAACACGAGCUGCGCCAGCUGAGUUGCGCAUCUCUUACCUAUCGGCAUCGCAGGACUGGUCAGCUUGACCCCUUGGCUGCCUAUACUUCUCCCGAAACCGUCACGACACCCAGGCAAUAUCGCAGGUGUUGUCGCAGCAGAAGUGACAGAACGAGUAUUGUCUGCCUACGGGACCUGGUGUCGACGCGAGGGUGGGCGAACAACGAUGCAAAUGCCUUGCAAAUGCCCUCGCAAACGUAUGCCUUGUACAAAUGCGCUGUAUAAAUGCCUUGCAAAUGGAGUGGCGAGCCGGACGUGGCGGCAAGCUCCAGAUAUAUAAAUAUGUGGAUUUCGAGCAGGUGAUUUCUGACACAAAUUCACUUUCAAUCAUCCGCAGAAACUCCGACACAUCCGUGCUUCUCCAUAGUUAUGGCUACCAAUAUCACUGAUCUCAGCAAUGUCCAAGGCGACAUUCUCCUCAAAGGCUUGACGAAAGAGGUCGAGACUUUUUGGUUCUUCACCAUUGUCGACAGUACCGAAUUUGGUCACGCUCUACGCAGGGUAGCGAAUCAUGACAUCUCGCAUACACAACAUGUCCUGGACACCCGUCGCCACAUCAAGCACUUCAAAGCCCAGAGAGGCCAUUCGCAUACCGAGAAGCUGCCGACCGUCGGUGCUAACAUCUCAUUCUCCUUCAGUGGACUCCAAAAGAUCGCCGCCGUCACCGGUCUGCAAGUGAGCACAGGCGAUACCAUCUUCGAGACCGGAAUGAAAGCUGCAGCUGUGUCUGAUUUGCACGAUCCUGUAAAAGCAGACGACCCUCAAACUCCAGACUGGGAAGCAGACUGGCUCGACAACCAGAUCGAUGGCGUAUUGCUCGUUGCCGGCAACUGCAAGGAUAUUGUCCAUAAGAAACUGCACCACAUAAUCUCUCAAUUCGGAUCUUCCGUGCAGCGUGCACUCAAGAUCGAUGGUAAUGUCCGUCCAGGGACACAAAAGGGUAAAGAACACUUUGGUUAUCAAGACGGAAUCUCGCAGCCAAUCGUGGGCGACCUCCCUAACCUCACCAAGGAGGAGAUGUUUGUUCCUCCCGGACAAGACAUCAUCCCCCAAGGCGUCAUCCUCUGCGGCCGACCCGGCGACGCCAAAGCCUCCAGCCGACCCUCCUGGAUGCUCGACGGCUCCUUCCUCUGCUUCCGCAAACUCCAACAAGACGUGUCCGCCUGGGAAAACUUUGUCGUCCAAUCCUCCUCCGAACUCGGCAUCUCCCCGGACCUCCUUGGAGCCCGCCUUGUCGGCCGCUGGAAAUCCGGAUGUCCCAUUAACCUCCAACCCGACUUCGACAACACCGAAAUCGCGCGAGACGUCCUCCGAAACAACUUCUUCGAAUUCGACCCCACGGGCCUAAACUCUGCCCAAGAGUUUACCAUUACAUCCGGUCAGCCGAGUGUCAAUUGUCCCCUUGGCGCUCAUAUCCGGAAGACGAACCCCAGAGGCGAUCAACCCCCGGACGGGCGAGCGAGUGUCAAUAUCCAUCGGAUCUUACGCCGAGGAAUUCCAUAUGGUCCAGAAAUGGAUGAAGAUCCUGCUGCGGAGCGAGGCUUGCUGUUUGCGUGUUAUCAGAGUGAUCUCAGUCAAGGGUUUGAGUUGAUUCAGAAACGUUGGGCUAACGACCCCUCCUUCCGCUUCCCCAACUCCGGCCUCGACGCCCUCAUCGGCCAAACCAAUUCCGAACCCACCGUAGGCAUGAAAGGUCUCGUGCCGGACGACGCCAAUCGAGAAUUACACGUGUCGGGUAUCAAUCGCUUCGUGAUUCCCAAGGGAGGAGAGUAUUUCUUUUCGCCGUCAUUGAGUGCGUUGAGAGGGGAGUUGUCGGAUGUG
Messenger RNA from Sphaerulina musiva SO2202, 1976 nucleotides. RefSeq names its product Dyp-type peroxidase. NCBI's taxonomy places the organism in Eukaryota, Fungi, Ascomycota, Dothideomycetes, Mycosphaerellales, Mycosphaerellaceae. The annotation marks the transcript as partial. The transcript has 3 exons. Gene Ontology annotation, cellular component: cytosol. Gene Ontology annotation, molecular function: heme binding; peroxidase activity. The record is from RefSeq and is a predicted model, not a curated record.